CCUUUUUUUUUUUCCUCCGCGGGCCCGAGAUAUGGCAAUGGUAGUUAGCAGCUGGCGAGAUGCGCAAGAGGACGUGGCCGGGGGCGGCCCCACCGGAGCAGCUCAGCCGGGCCGGGAUCCGCAGCAAGGGGCCUCGGCGGCCCCCCACACGCCGCAAACGCCGAGCCAGCCAGGCGCCCCGUCCACGCCGGGCGACAAGGGCCAGCAGCAGCAGGGCUCCGGCCAGAGCCAGCAGCAGCAGCAGCACAUCGAGUGCGUGGUCUGCGGCGACAAAUCCAGCGGGAAGCACUACGGGCAGUUCACCUGCGAGGGCUGCAAAAGUUUCUUCAAGCGGAGCGUCCGCAGGAACUUAACGUACACUUGCCGGGCCAACCGGAACUGUCCCAUCGACCAGCACCACCGCAACCAGUGCCAAUACUGCCGCCUGAAGAAGUGCCUCAAAGUGGGCAUGAGGAGGGAAGCGGUUCAGCGAGGAAGGAUGCCUCCGAGCCAGCCGAACCCGGGCCAGUACGCGCUGACCAACGGCGACCCGCUGAACGGCCACUGCUACCUGUCGGGCUACAUCUCGCUGCUGCUGCGAGCCGAGCCUUACCCGACGUCGCGCUACGGCAGCCAGUGCAUGCAGCCCAACAACAUCAUGGGCAUCGAGAACAUCUGCGAGCUGGCGGCGCGGCUGCUCUUCAGCGCCGUCGAGUGGGCCCGCAACAUCCCCUUCUUCCCGGACCUACAGAUCACCGACCAGGUGGCCCUGCUGCGCCUCACCUGGAGCGAGCUCUUCGUGCUCAACGCCGCCCAGUGCUCCAUGCCGCUGCACGUGGCCCCGCUCCUGGCCGCCGCCGGCCUCCACGCCUCGCCCAUGUCCGCCGACCGCGUGGUGGCCUUCAUGGACCACAUCCGCAUCUUCCAGGAGCAGGUGGAGAAGCUCAAGGCCCUGCACGUCGAUUCCGCCGAAUACAGCUGCCUCAAAGCCAUCGUCCUCUUCACCUCAGAUGCCUGUGGCCUGUCGGACGCGGCGCACAUCGAGAGCCUGCAGGAGAAAUCGCAGUGCGCCCUGGAGGAAUACGUGCGCAGCCAGUACCCCAACCAGCCCAGCCGCUUCGGCAAGCUGCUCCUCCGGCUGCCUUCCCUGCGCACCGUCUCCUCGUCGGUCAUCGAGCAGCUCUUCUUCGUCCGCUUGGUAGGUAAAACCCCCAUCGAGACGCUCAUCCGAGACAUGCUGCUCUCCGGCAGCAGCUUCAACUGGCCUUACAUGUCCAUCCAGUGUUCCUAGAGCAGCCCCUGGCCUCCCCCGCUUAGCGCACCCGCCACAGGCCUUGCGGCUGAGCGGCCAGAGGGGGUCCCGAGGAGGGAGAGAGAGGGAGAGAGAGAGAGAGAGCAAAGAAAGGGACCCACAAACGCCCCACUUCCCCAAGGCCGGGCGCCCGGAAACCUCGUCUUGAAGGAAAGACUGGCGGAGGAGGCUGGCAACUCCGGGCCCGGCGGCGGUGGCCAAAAGGGGCAAGCUCGCCUGUCUGGAACCAACGGCGGACGCCAAGGUGGGAGACUUUAAAAGGAAGAAACAAAAAUAGCAAAGGCCGAAGGGAUUGUCCCAUUAUACUGCCCGCCCGCCCCGCCCCGCCCCCUCCGAGAAAGAAAGAGGAGGAAGAGGAUUAGAUGGAUUUUCCUGGCUUGAUCACGGACCGGAGUGGUGAUCAACUGUACAGCAAACGGAGUUUUAAGAAACGAAACUGAAGCCGAACUGACUUGAGGGGGAGGGGGAACGGGCGGGGGGAUCCACAGGUAAACACUGACCACGAACAUUGUUCUUCAUUUUGUAAAAUAUUAGUCUUUAUUUUCACUUUUUUUGUAAAAUUUAAAACAUCGUUAUGCGCAUAAAGGAGAAAAAAAACCCAACACAAGAAACAAAAAAAAUUAGGGAGGGGGAAAUAACGUUUUCCAAAUAAUUAUUAAAAAAAAAAGCAAGGAAUUGUUCUGUGUGUAUGUA
Molecule: messenger RNA, 1984 nt
Organism: Crotalus tigris (Tiger rattlesnake)
Lineage: Eukaryota; Metazoa; Chordata; Lepidosauria; Squamata; Viperidae
Gene: NR2F1
Product: nuclear receptor subfamily 2 group F member 1
Exons: 3
Coding region: 32-1270 (412 amino acids)
Biological process (GO): negative regulation of transcription by RNA polymerase II; positive regulation of transcription by RNA polymerase II; cell differentiation
Molecular function (GO): zinc ion binding; RNA polymerase II cis-regulatory region sequence-specific DNA binding; nuclear receptor activity
Source: RefSeq, a predicted model, not a curated record